Molecule: messenger RNA, 2519 nt
Organism: Rana temporaria (common frog)
Lineage: Eukaryota; Metazoa; Chordata; Amphibia; Anura; Ranidae
Gene: IQCB1
Product: IQ motif containing B1
Exons: 14
Coding region: 188-1993 (601 amino acids)
Biological process (GO): cilium assembly
Cellular component (GO): cilium
Molecular function (GO): calmodulin binding
Source: RefSeq, a predicted model, not a curated record
CGACCGGCUGUUCUCCCGAAAUGCAGUGCAGCCGCGGCCUGGACAGGAAGAGAGGCCUGGCUCGAGUUGUUAUUGGUUGCUAGGAGACGAGGAGCUGUACCGGCCCGGUGACAUCCAGGGGGGCCAGUGAGGGGCCAUUCGUGUUGAGAGGACUGAGGGGGACCCCGGAGCUCGGGGGAGAAGAGAAAUGAGCGGGACUACGGCGGUGCCGGUGGAUUCCCGGGUGCUGGAACUGGCGUCCAAACUGACCGAGAGCAGCAGCAGCAGUUCCGUGCCGGUCCUACUCCUGAAACUGAAGGAGAUCUUAAAAAGUGCCGCUGCCGGAAGUAAAGAACUGCGGAGAAUUAAAGAGGACCUGUAUAACUACGGCCUCAUCCAGUAUUGUGUGCUGGUUCUGAAACAGGACUACAGUCGGGUGGAAGGAGGCUGGACGACGGCUGCCAGUCUAGCCGAUAUUCUAAGUUCCUGCUGUGUAGGACUGAACCCUAAGAAUGACCCGGAAGAAUUUCACUCGCAGAUUCUGCCCUCCGCUGUCCUGAACAUGCUGGUGCUGGGAAGACGCAUUCAGGCGAGAUACGUCCGCUCCGUCAAGGAUGAAGAGAGGACAGAACUGUUCCGGUGUUUCAGGCAGGUGAUGGAUUCGCUAUGCUGGCUGUUUAGCGGUCACGUGCAGAUGACACAAAAUGUCUUCAGACAGGAACACUUCUUGCAGCUGCUGAUGACGGAUGACGUGGAGACGGGAACCUCUGUGAUGUCCGUUCUACAGAAUAUUCUGAGAGCAAACAGUCUUCUCCCGAAUCAGGUCCCAGAAGACACGCUGCACCCCGUCCUGGAUGAACUCAUUUACAAGCUCUCAGCAUCGUCCAAUCCCGUCAUUGGGAACGCUGCUACACGAUCGUUGCUUCUCAUUCUGGAGUCCAGUCCGAAUAUUGUGCAGAUGGUCGGCAAUCGCUAUAAAGGGCUGCGAUCUCUACUGAGCAAGCAGUGGACUGGAAAAGGUUUUGGCCGAGAGCUCAGCCGGCUCCUGGAUCUGCUCUACUCCACGUCUUACCAGCAGCAGGAGAUGCAGAGACUACACCACGCCGCCCUCACAAUACAGGCGGUGUGGAGGGGAUUCUUGGUGCGGAGGAGGGUGAAGACGCUGCCGCGGGUGGUGACAUCGCUACAGAGAAGCUUUAGAGCAAAAAGAGAGCAAGAAAUGACUCAACUGAAGAGACAGAAAGAGGAAGAGGAACUGCGGGAGCAACUGCACCUGCAGAGACUCCGAGCCAUGAGGGUGUUCCGGGAGAAGCAGCUCACUCUGCUGGAGAUCGUCCAUGCAGGACAAAUGGAGAAGCACAUGCAGGAAAUCCAGGAGAGGUCUGCCCUGAUGGUUCAGAAGCACUGGAGAGGGUAUAAAGCCAGGAGACGGUUCCACCUCGAAAAACAAACACUGAAACAGUUUAAGGCAGCCGUCACCAUUCAGAGAGCUGCUCUGAGGUUCCUAAACAGACGCAGACGACUGCGAGAAUCAUUAUCUCCUUGGAAAAAGCACCAGGAUCUGAGUGACGAGCAGCGACUGCGGCUCCAGCAGAAAGUGGACACUUAUCUUCAGCUCCACCCGGCCCAGCAGAGGGCGCCAGAACAAAGCCAGGAGCUGCACUUUGCCGUCCAGGAGAAGCUGGGGCAGUUUCUACUGAAGAGAAAGCAGGAGCAGCGAGCCGAGCAACGCCGAGAGGCCCUUCUGGCCCAGAUCAACACCGACAUUCAUAUGCUGAUGGGGGCCCCCAGCUUAAAAGAAGCCACGGAGAAAGACAUCGAUCUUUUCACCAGCAGAUCCAUCCCUGUGGCCUUGAAGGCCAAACAGAGUCACAGCACCAUGCUGAAACGCAGCCGCUGGCCCUGGUGGAAGAAGCUGAGCGACGAGUUUGUAGAGGAAGACGACAGCUUUGCAAGCAACAUGCCCGACCUGGACCACGGUAUAAUAUUUAUCGCUGGGAGCAAAAAGCCGUAGUGACCAACCCCUCCCCCUCCCCCCAAUCCAUUAUCUAUAUGUAUAACAUUAAACAAGUCUCCAGGAAUUCCAUACAAUGAAAUAAAGAGUUGCAGUCCCAGUCUCCUUUUUCAGCUGCCAAAAACCUUCCUAAAGUGAAGGAACACCUUGAACUACAUGUCCCAUAAUCCCUUGCUUCUCUAGCAGCAAGGGACAUAUGACAAGUAUUUGGGUGUAGCAAGAGACCGAUAUUAAGAAUGUAUUGCUUCCCUUACAACGCCCAUCAGAGUAUAAGCUGCAGAAGAUCGGUGUCACUCUCUCAAUAAACAAUCUCCUGCGCUCGUGAGUGACGUGUUCCGCUAAUGAUCAGCCACAGAUCUUCAGUUAGUUAAAUCUUGGCAAACCUUGGGAGCCCCCAAAGGGCUGAGGAAGCCCAGAAGACACUCUGCAAGAGCAGGGAGCAUCAGCCUUGUGCAUUACCUAUAAUAGCUUUUAUUAGACAUGUGCACUGCCGUAAAAUUUGUUCGUUUUCGUUUUCGUUUCAUUC